AUGCAACGUCUGAGCUCAUGGUUCGAGCAGUUUCCGUUACGUCGUCGUGCCUCAACUCGACGGUCAGAAAAUUGUCGUUCCGGGCCGCAUAAGCAACAAUCCAAGUCAGCAGCAGCAGCGGUACCACGACUUCGUUAUAGUGUUAGCGCCGCCCAAAACUAUCGUCAGCGGGAUCAUUCUGCUGAUGCCCUGCAAGAAACGGUGCCUUGUCGUCCAUGCCACGAUAACUCGAAACUCACAACCGCAUCCUUGUCACAGUCAUUUUCUUCUCCUCAUGGACGCAAGAAUAUUCGCACAAAUCCAUGGAUAUCGCGUGGUCGCCCUUCCAUUUGCAACUUUGCGUACCCGUCAUCAAGACCACCAAAUGAACCGAUUUAUACGUCCAUGGAUCUGUCGUCGUCUUCGCUGCGCGUUAAAAGUCUAGACGAGAGUACGUGUAGCUCCGGCUACGGUAGUCAGGAUAGCAGGUAAAA
Gongylonema pulchrum is the source of this 473-nucleotide messenger RNA. The record is from the annotation of a GenBank genome assembly. NCBI's taxonomy places the organism in Eukaryota, Metazoa, Nematoda, Chromadorea, Rhabditida, Gongylonematidae.